AAAAAGUAUAAUCACUCCAUGUAAAAAUGUGUAAGGUAAAACAGUGUCUCUUGAUCCUACUAUAUUCUAUUGCGACAUGCCACUUUGCGACCACCGACGAGGUCUGCGAUGCCAGCGAAAAACCGUUCAAUCAAACGAAGGAAACCAAACCGGAAUGUAAGACAAAGCUGAAUCCCAGAUUUACCCCGUUAUUCUGGGAAGAUGACGUCAAACCGAAGGAAAACCUGUUAAGACAGUUCAACAUCAACUACUUCGAUCCGGACAGGAUAAAAUCCAAAGAUGACUUCUACGCGAUGGAUUCCGACGAAAUCGGAAUUCCUAUCGUCGAUCGGCCGAAACCGGUAUUCGAGUUGGAGAAUAUUCCCUCGGGAAGACGACCGCAAGUGUUGCCGGAUGUUGUGGUGACCCCAGAAGAUCCUAGGAGGAAAUUGAGACCACCGCCACCGCUGCCGCAAUAUUUGGGAGAUGACGAGAAGCAGCUGGGGAGGUACCUGGUGGAAGACACGAGACGCGUCAUCCACAUGUUGGAUCAACCUGUACCGACGUCGUCAGGGUACAUGUAUCAGCAUCCGGCCGGGGUAGCGUAUCAAUAUGGGACACCUAACAGAUACACCUAUCAGCCGAGACCUAGCCCAUACGGAUACUCUAGCCCACAAGUGAAUUACAUCAAUAAAGAAUUCGGUCGUUCCGCCUACCAAUCUCCAGCACCACUACUGAAUCCUGCACUAGUAGCCUCAUCUAUGUACUCACCGCCAAUACAACAAUCAGUACUUCAAACUUUCCCUACGUAUCAGACUCGUCCGAUAUCAAACUUAGCCUCAAUAGCAUCACCGACAGGUGAAGAUGAUUGGGACAGCGCUGCAAAUCCUGCUAAUUUGGAUGAACUAGCAGCAUCUAUAGCCAGCUCUGCUAAAGAGCUUGACCAGAAAGUAGAUACUACUAACUUUAAUCCAAUAGAUCUACCAGUUCCCGCACCUGAUGCUACGAAAGGAGUCGAUCAAACUGGUGAUAUCUUGAAACAACUAGAAGAUCUACUAAAAGACGAAACACCUGCUACUCCAAUAGUGGAAGAUGGGAUAACUAACUUAAAACCAGAAACAUCUGUUGUUUCACCUAGCGAGAUCUUGAAAGAAUUAGAAGAUCUGACUAAGGAUAUUGUACCACAACAAGCUACUGCAGUUAUUGACACGCCCGAGGAACCAGCUGACAGAAUUUUGACUCAGAUAGAAGGCCUGUUGAAAGAUGAAGCAGUACAAGAUCAAUUAAACGCUGUAGCUGUACCGGAAACCAAACCAGAAAAAGUACCGCAAUCUCUUGGUGCAGGUGUUGCAUCAGCGAAAGCCUAUUCUGACGCAAUGACUCAGAUAGAAGGCUUGUUGAAAGAUGAAGCAGUACAAGAUCAAUUAAACCCUGUAGCUGUACCGGAAACCAAACUAGAAAAAGUACCGCAAUCUCUUGGUGCAGGUGUUGCAUCAGAGAAAGCCUAUUCUGACGCAAUGACUCAGAUAGAAGGUUUGUUGAAAGAUGGAGCAGUACAAGAUCAAUUAGGCGCUGUAGCUGUACCGGAAACCAAACCAGAAAAAGUACCGCAAUCUCUUGGUGCAGGUGUUGCAUCAGAGAAAGCCUAUUCUGACGCAAUGGCUCAGAUAGAAGGUUUGUUGAAAGAUGAAGCAGUACAAGAUCAAUUAUUCGCUGUAGCUGUACCGGAAACCAAACCAGAAAAAGUACCGCAAUCUCUCGGUGCAGGUAUUGCAGAGAAAGACUAUUCGGACAUAAUAAAUGCUAUCAUGAAGACGGACAGCAUUGAUGAUUUGGUGAAGAACCCUAUAAUUACAACAGCUGCUUUGAAAGAGAUAGCACAACAACUGAACAUACAGCAGGGUAAAUUGGAUAACUUAAGCCCGAUGUUUGGUCAAGACGCAGACGUCGCACUGCUGACAGAAAAAAACACCGAGAAGAUCCCUAUUGAUAUUACAAAAUUGGAUAACUACACUGAUGUGCUCAAUACUUUAAUAGAGACAGACAAUGUUGAGGACUUGAUCAAUAACCCCAACAUAGGAAAAGAUGUUUUGAAAGAAAUAGCGGAGAUAUUAGACGCCGGACAGGCUGACUCAUUGGAGAAUGGGACACUUCCGCCUCUAGCUGAAGUAGCAGAUGCUGUGGGCCAAGUUGCAGAGGGAAUUGGAAAAAUUCAAGAAACAGCACCGAAUAGUGACGUCGGCGUUACACCAAUCGGCAUUGAGACUGAGGGUGGAAAAGUAGUGCCAUUACCAGGAAACGUAAUUUCGGGUUGCAAGAAGUCUCGAAAAAGGAAAAGUAAAACGUUGAGGAGAGAAGAUGAUGAUACAGGACUUUAUUUUACAGGAACGACAAACAAGCUCGUUCGAAUUCCAGAGGUCCUAAUGGAGAAGCCUUUACUGUCCAAAUUGGUUACAGCCGAAAAAAUUCUAGCUGCCAAGGUGCAAAAUGGCGCCGAAGCAUUGGAACAAAUAUUGAAACCAAUUGCGACAUGAAGAAUUUUCUUCGCAUCGUGCCAAUUGUCAUUUUUACAAAAAUAAUGCUUGACAGACUACUCGUACUUAUCCAAAUCAAAAUAUUUGGUCUACUGCGGUGUAGACGUAUAUAGGCGAGGGAUUCUAGAAAAGAAAUCUACCUAGCCAUGAAAAAAACAACAAUUAAAACGCACAAGCAUAUGUCAAAUAGUGGCAUGUAUUUUAAACGUACAAAUACAAGGAUACAAGCCUCUGCUGGAAAUUUGGUAAACAAAUAUCUCGAAAACUAUUAGCUUUAGACUCGCAAACUAUCAACCUCUGGGCUAUGCUCAGGUCAAUUCGCAUAUUUUGGUCUGUAGUAUCUCCAGUUCCGAGAUUUCCCAAACUUUCGCAGACACCCUGAAUUGAAAAAUGAAAUUAUCAAAAAACAUCGUACGUCUUCUGUUUCAUGGCUAGGUAGAAUUCUUUUCUAGUGCCCCUCGUAACAUUACUUUGUACUAUUUAUAUCAUUAAUUUUCAAAUUCUUAUUUAUACUCGUAAAAAAAUGUACCAGCGUUCAGACACUUUUUAUAUUAUCAGUGUCGCUUAACAGCGAAUCUACAUGCACUUAAAGGUGCCGUUCCACCAUGCCCCGAAAGCGACAGGAGUCCGUUAGCAAGCCCGAGACCAAUUCGUGAGCUAUACUAUAACUAUCUAAAACUGUAAUGACUCAUCGAUGUUCACGUGAACAUCACUUAACUACCAGUAGUCGGCUGUUCAUAGGCGGGGUAUGAAUGUUUAACAUAGCUGAACUAGAUUUGUCACAUGCUUAAUAAAG
This is a messenger RNA of Acanthoscelides obtectus, 3309 nucleotides long. Lineage: Eukaryota; Metazoa; Arthropoda; Insecta; Coleoptera; Chrysomelidae. The record is from the annotation of a GenBank genome assembly.